Molecule: messenger RNA, 3051 nt
Organism: Penicillium angulare
Lineage: Eukaryota; Fungi; Ascomycota; Eurotiomycetes; Eurotiales; Aspergillaceae
Product: Sec23/Sec24 family protein
Exons: 6
Coding region: 1-3051 (1016 amino acids)
Biological process (GO): COPII-coated vesicle cargo loading; endoplasmic reticulum to Golgi vesicle-mediated transport; intracellular protein transport
Cellular component (GO): COPII vesicle coat; endoplasmic reticulum exit site
Molecular function (GO): SNARE binding; zinc ion binding
Source: RefSeq, a predicted model, not a curated record
AUGGCUGACCCUUCAAUGUACCACGCAACGGGCCAGCGCCCCGAGGACCUCCCCAACCCCCAGUCCCAAUACCCAGCUGGUUACCCUCCUGGUACAGCUCCUGGUACAGCUCCUCCGCAACCCGGAGCUGCCUAUCCCAAUGCCUCGCCUAACCAGUGGUCCGCAUAUGGCUCUCCGCAACCUCCGCUACAACAAUAUCCAGGCCAGUCCCCCGUCGGGGCAUACAAUGCCCCUCAGCAACAACAAAUGGCCCCCGCAGAUCCAAACAUGGGAGGUUUGGCCUCCCAGAUGAGUGGUCUAGGCAUUGCAGGAGACGCAGGUGCAGGGACAAGAACACACAAAAAGAAGCAUCGUCAUGCUCAUCACGAUAUUGGAGGAGGCUCUGCUGCUGCUGCUGCCGCCCCACCAUCAGUCAACGAUGCAAUGGGAGCCGGGGUUGCGCAGCCUGCGUCUCAAUUUCUCAACACUGGCUUGAAUCAGGCUUCUCAGCAAGUCUCGCCGUUAGUUGGAGCCCACACAGGACAGCCAGGUCAACCAUCUCCCGGUUUUAAUUCACAGCCAGGCCUCCAAGGUGGUCCGGGAUCCGUACCCACACAAGGCCGAGUUGAUCCAGAACAGAUCCCCAGCAUCCCUCGUUCGCGCGAUAUACCGGCUCAGUACUACUUCAAUAAUGUAUACCCGACGAUUGACCGACACGUUCCUCCCCCCGCGACCAUUCCAUUUGUUGCCCACGAUCAAGGCAACUCAUCGCCAAAAUAUGCCCGCUUGACACUCAACAGCAUCCCCGCGACCUCAGACUUCCUCGCCCAGACCGGAUUGCCAAUGGGUAUGAUCCUACAACCUCUCGCUCCCCUCGACCCGGGAGAGCAACCGAUUCCCGUCUUAGAUUUUGGCGAUGUUGGGCCUCCGAGAUGUCGACGAUGUCGUACCUAUAUCAACCCUUUCAUGUCCUUCCGAUCGGGCGGUAGCAAGUUUGUCUGCAACAUGUGCACAUUCCCUAAUGAUACCUCUCCGGAAUAUUUCGCACCCCUCGAUCCUUCCGGCACGCGUGUGGACCGGAUGCAACGACCUGAAUUGAUGAUGGGCACUGUUGAAUUUUUGGUACCAAAGGAAUACUGGAAUAAGGAGCCGGUGGGACUGCAGACUCUCUUCUUAAUUGACGUGAGUCGCGAGUCGGUGCACCGUGGAUACUUGAAGGCUGUUUGUGAAGGUAUUGCGGAGGCAUUGUAUGGUGAAGAUGGCGCGGCAGAUGGUACCGAAGGCGAUGAAUCUUCACGGAAGGUACCAUUAGGGUCCAAGGUCGGAAUUGUCACCUUUGACCAUGAGGUUCAUUUUUACAAUCUUGCAUCGGCAUCUGAACAAGCGCAAAUGAUGGUCAUGACUGACUUGGAAGAGCCAUUCUUGCCAUUGAGAGAAGGACUUUUCGUGGAUCCAUAUGAAACGAAGUCAGUCAUUACUUCGCUCUUGAGCAGGAUACCCAGUCUCUUUGCGCACAUCAAGCACCCCGAGCCAGCAUUACUCCCGGCACUCAAUGCUGCAUUCUCCGCACUGCAAGAAACUGGUGGCAAAAUUGUUUGUUCCUUAGCUAGCUUGCCCACGGCUGGCCCUGGCAAGUUAAGUGUACGAGAGGACCCUAAAAUUCAUGGAACCGAUGCGGAACGUAAACUAUUUACCACCGAAGAUGCUACUUGGAGGAAAACAGCAAGCAAAAUGUCCGAGGCCGGUGUGGGUGUGGAUUUCUUCAUUGCCUCGCCCGGAGGCGUGUACAUGGAUGUGGCAACUAUUGGACACGUCUCGGCUACUACUGGAGGAGAAACGUUCUUCUAUCCCAACUUCCAUGCCCCUCGAGAUCUUUUGAAAGUACGAAACGAGAUCGCUCAUGCCGUCACACGAGAGACAGGUUACCAGGCCUUGAUGAAAGUGCGUUGUUCCAAUGGUCUCCAGGUAUCUUCGUACCACGGAAACUUUGUGCAGCAUGCUCUUGGUGCCGACCUUGAAAUCGGUAGUAUCGACGCCGAUAAAGCUAUCGGUGCGAUCUUCAGUUAUGAUGGGAAGCUUGACCCCAAGCUGGACGCUCACUUCCAGGCUGCGUUGCUAUACACAUCUGCCGAUGGUCAGCGACGAGUCCGGUGUAUCAACGUCGUUGCUUCUGUUAAUGAAGGCGGUAUGGAGACUAUGAAGUAUAUCGACCAGGAUGCCGUAGUGGGAGUUAUUGCCAAAGAAGCAUCUACCAAGUCACUUGACAAGUCUCUUAAAGACAUUCGGGCGAGUAUCUCUGAGAAGACUGUCGACAUUUUCAGUGGAUAUCGAAAGAUUUUCUCUGGGUCUCAUCCUCCUGGCCAGAUGAUUUUGCCCGAAAACUUGAAGGAGUUCUCCAUGUACAUGCUGAGCUUGGUCAAAUCGAGAGCAUUCAAAGGUGGCAACGAAUCAUCAGAUCGCCGGGUUCACGACCAGCGAUUGAUCCGUUCAUUUGGCUGCACUGAGUUAUCACUUUACCUGUACCCUCGCAUCAUUGCCAUUCAUAACAUGCAACCGGAAGAUGGAUUCGCGAACGAGCAUGGACAGCUCCAAAUUCCGCCAUCCCUUCGUGCAAGUUACUCUAAAAUCGAGGAGGGUGGUGCCUACUUGAUCGAUAACGGCCAAACCGUAUUACUCUGGUUACAUGCACAGGUCUCGCCUAAUCUAUUGGAGGAUCUCUUCGGACCAGGAGAGGCAUCUCUCCAAGAACUCAGCCCCAACAUCUCGUCACUUCCAGUGCUGGAGACGCAUCUGAAUGCCCAAGUUCGCAACCUGAUCCAAUAUUUCUCGACCGUGCGCGGAUCCAAGGCCGUGACAAUCCAAUUGGCUCGUCAAGGACUGGACGGCGCAGAAUACGAAUUCGCCCGAUUGUUGCUGGAGGACCGGAACAACGAAGCCCAAAGCUACGUCGAUUGGCUGGUGCACACCCACCGCCAAAUCAAUCUCGAGCUGGCGGGUCACCGCAAGAAAGAGGAAUCCGCGAGUGAGGGUGCGUUGUCCAGUUUGUCAGCGAUGCGAGCACCAUAUUGGUAA